Messenger RNA from Camelus dromedarius (Arabian camel), 2124 nucleotides. It is a transcript of the gene INSM2, whose product is annotated as INSM transcriptional repressor 2. Gene Ontology annotation, molecular function: DNA-binding transcription repressor activity, RNA polymerase II-specific; RNA polymerase II cis-regulatory region sequence-specific DNA binding. Gene Ontology annotation, biological process: negative regulation of transcription by RNA polymerase II; neuron differentiation; regulation of cell cycle process. Gene Ontology annotation, cellular component: transcription repressor complex; nucleus. NCBI's taxonomy places the organism in Eukaryota, Metazoa, Chordata, Mammalia, Artiodactyla, Camelidae. The coding region runs from base 100 to 1767 and encodes 555 amino acids. The record is from RefSeq and is a predicted model, not a curated record. The transcript has a single exon.
UGACGGCCGUGGCGAAGCUCGGAUAGCUGCGGUGCUCUCCCGCUCUCAGCCCCCGCGGCGCCCCCGUUACUCCUUGCCCCCGACCGCUCCGACUCCACCAUGCCUAGGGGCUUCCUGGUAAAGCGAACUAAACGGACAGGCGGCUCGUACCGAGUGCGCCUAGCCGAGCGGGUCUUCCCCUUGCUGGGGCCCCACAGGGCGCCACCCUUCCCCGAGGAGGCUUCCAGUGCCCCCCAGCCCAGUGCCGAGCAGGCGGCAUCCCCCGCCCCGGAGGAGGAGGUGGCCCACGAACUGUCGGGGUCAUCCUGUCAGGCAGCGAGGGUGAGCCCAGGGGCGGGCGGGCGGAAAGGCGCGGGGUGGAGGGCGGAUGGCAGGGAGGGUCCCGGGCCCAGCCCCAGCCCCACGAAGCCAGCCGGCGCGGAGCUACGCCGGGCGUUCCUCGAGCGCUGUCUCAACUCGCCUGUCUCUGCUGAGUCCUUUCCCGGGGGAGCCGCCGCCGUGGCCGCUUUCUCCUGCUCGGUGGCGCCAGCAGCCGCACCGACCUCGGGGGAGCAGUUCUUGCUGCCGCUCCGGGCACCGUUCCCGGAGCCCGCGCUCCAUCCGGACCCUGCACCCCUCUCGGCCACCCUUCACGGCCUGAAGCGGGCCGCCGGCGGCGAGCGCCGCGCCAAGGCACCUCCCGGCUGCGCGUCUGGACCCUCCGCCGCGGUAGUGAAGAAGCCAAAGGCCAUGAGGAAGUUGAGCUUCGCCGAUGAAGUCACCACGUCCCCUGUCCUGGGCCUGAAGAUCAAGGAGGAGGAGCCCGGAGCGCCGUCCCAGGGCCUGGGGGGCAGCCGCACACCGCUGGGGGAAUUCAUCUGCCAGCUGUGCAAGGAGCAGUACGCAGACCCCUUCGCUCUAGCUCAACACCGCUGCUCCCGCAUCGUACGCGUCGAGUACCGCUGCCCUGAGUGCGACAAGGUCUUCAGCUGCCCUGCGAACCUCGCCUCACAUCGCCGCUGGCACAAGCCCCGUCCUGCGGCGGCAAAUGCCGCCACAGUCUCCUCAGCCGACGGGAAGCUGCUGCCUUCGUCGGCCUCGUGCUCCCAGGAUGCUGGGGCUGUUGCGUCUUAUCUGGCCGAGGGUAAGGAGAACAGCCGGGCAGAGCGAACUGCGGAUCAGCACCUGCAGGCCGGGGACAGCUCCAGAGCGGAGCAGCACCAGGACAGUGCCCGGCAUCAAGGCCUCCAGGUGUUGUCCCACCCCGACCCACCGCUGCCUCAAGUCCCUUAUACGGAGGGGGUAUUGGGGCGCCGGGUGCCUGGGCCGGGCAGUGCCAGUGGUGUUGGGGGCCCCGAGAUCUUCGUGUGCCCAUAUUGCCACAAAAAGUUCCGUCGCCAAGCCUAUCUGCGCAAGCACCUGGGCACUCACGAGGCGGGCUCGGCCGGCACACUGGCCCCGGGCUUUGGCGCCGAACGCGGCGCCCCACUCGCCUUCGCUUGCCCGCUGUGCGGGGCGCACUUCCCGUCGGCAGACAUCAGGGACAAGCACCGGCUGUGGCAUGCGGUCCGCGAGGAGCUGCUCCUGCCCGCUCUGGCCGGGGCGCCCCCUGAAGCACCGAGCCCAGGCGGGGCAUCCGACGCGAGUGCGCAGCAAAUUUUCUCUUGCAAGCACUGCCCGUCCACUUUUUUUAGCUCCCCGGGGCUGACCCGGCACAUCAAUAAGUGCCACCCCUCAGAAAGUCGGCAGGUACUGCUGCUGCAGAUGCCACUGCGGCCGGGUUGUUGAGGGCCAAGAGCCGAGGAAGAUUGUGAGGCUGGCCUUGGAGGAAAGAGAUCAUGGGAAUCUCUGUGGGGAUUUUUUCAACUUUCAAGUUGACUGUCAUUCCUUCAUUUUCUCUCCUAAAACUCCCAGUAGUCAAUAUUCCGCCAGAGGAGCGGACAGCGAAAUGUAAAAUCUCUGUAGAGCAGGUAUGUAUGUGGUAUAAACUUUCUCGGUCAAGAACCGUCAGCUUUAAAUCCUUCUCACUUUCCCCGCGAAAAUAGGAUUCCACCCUUCGUCCCCCUCCACCCUCACCAAACUCUGCAGAUCCUAACGAAUACUAUAUGACUUGUAAUUCCUAUGGAAAGUCGCAGUGAAUGCGUG